Molecule: messenger RNA, 1620 nt
Organism: Penicillium daleae
Lineage: Eukaryota; Fungi; Ascomycota; Eurotiomycetes; Eurotiales; Aspergillaceae
Product: putative general amidase
Exons: 3
Coding region: 1-1620 (539 amino acids)
Source: RefSeq, a predicted model, not a curated record
AUGACUGUCUCAACUUGGCAAGAAAAAGUCGCGGCCAAACAGGCCGAGGCCUGGGCCAAAAUUCCCACCGAAUGGCGUUUGUGUACAGAUAUCCUACAACAGGUGGAAACCGGCAAACUCGAUAUUCUCGAUGCUCCAGCACGGUGUGGCAUCCUCAGUGAUCAGGAGCUCAAGAUUACCGAGAUACCUGACGCGACGGCGCUCCGAGACAAGCUCGCCGCCAGAGAACUCAGCGCCGUCGAGGUGACCACGGCAUUCUGCAAACGCGCUGCUGUUGCGCAGCAGUUGACGUCCUGUUUGACGGAGACAAUGUUCCAACAGGCGAUGGUGAGAGCGGAAGAGUUGGAUGAGCACCUCAAAAAGACCGGUCAGCCAGUUGGUCCACUCCAUGGCGUUCCGAUUAGUUUGAAGGAGACCUUCAAUAUCCAGGGUAUCCCGACAUCCCUGGGAUAUGUCUCCUUUUUGGAUCGUCCGCCUGUCAGUCAGCAUUCUGCAUUGGUAGAAAUCCUCUUGAAGGCAGGAGCGGUGCUAUACGUGAAGACCAAUGUCCCGCAAACUAUGAUGACAGCCGAUUCACAGAACAAUGUGUUCGGUCGUGUGUUGAACCCGCACCGUCGCAACCUCACAGCUGGCGGCAGCAGUGGAGGCGAAGGCGCACUUGUCGCCAUGCGCGGAUCUCUCCUGGGAAUUGGGACAGAUAUUGCCGGGUCCAUUCGUAUCCCAGCGGUGUGCUGCGGCACCGUGGGCUUCAAGCCGAGUGUCGGUCGUGUGCCAUAUGGAGGGCAGACGAGCGCUGGUCGCCCAGGCAUGACCGGCAUCGCUCCAGUCGCUGGACCAUUGUGCCACUCAGUACGUGAUGCGGAGAUGCUCCUGCGAGUAGUCUUCGAUGCACCGAGUGAUGACAUGGAUGAUAUGGCCCUGGGAUUUCCUUGGAUCGAGCCGAGCCAACAGGCUGCGAAGAAACUCCAGAUCGGUAUCCUGCCAGAGGAUGCUCGGGCACCUCUGCACCCGAACAUGCAGCGAAGCUUGACCAAGGCCGUGGAAAAGCUCACCAGUGCUGGUCACCACCUCGUGGAUCUCUCGGAACAAGUCAAGUUCAUAGGAGCUGCGGCGGAUAUCUCGUUCCGCUUCUUCCGCAUCGAUCCUGAUCAGACACAAGUGCAACAUAUCCGGGAAGCAGGCGAGCCAUUCAUUCCGUCACUACGAUUCACAUACGAUCUUGACUCAAAGGGCCCCGAGCCGACUCUUCGUGAUUUGUUUGACUUGAAUGUCGCCAAAGCGGAAUACGCAGCUAAGAUGCGCCUCAUUUUCCUCGAAAACGAUCUCGAUGUAAUCAUUGGACCUGGAUACCAAGCCACUGCUGUGCCUCAUGAUACAUUCGGGAUCCCCAACUAUACAGUCCUUGCCAAUUUGGUUGAUUAUCCCGCAUGCGUGAUUCCUUUUGGACGGUCAUGCAAGGCCGAUGACUCUGCGUUCGUGCGCAACGUGAAUUAUAAUCCACCGUACCUCCCUGAGGAAGUUGAAGGCGCUCCAUGCCACGUGCAACUGAUCGGUCGUCGGCAGAAAGAUGAAGCUCUGGUGCAACAUGCGCGGAUCGUGGAGGAGGUUCUACGCAAAUAA